GGAGGCUACCAUAGCUGGCUGGCAGUUAGACAAACGGUGCUUAAAUGUGUGGACUGCUGGUAUAAGCGAAAAACUGCAUAUUAAAUGAUCCAUGUUUCGCCAAAACUUUUUAAUCCUUACACUGAACAGCGGCGUAAUAGUCGAGCGCGCAGUCUCUGUGACAGCUCUUGUUUACUAGAGAAGUAAAACAGGUAUUGAAUAAGAUCUAAUGGCAAAACAAUGGCCUCUUAUCGAGAAUUUUUAAAGGAGAAGGACGCGCAGAACUGGAUAAAGGCCGCCCUCGCCCUCAAAAUCACCAAGGACGGAUUACAAGAUUUUCUGGAGGACGUUCUGACAUGCGUUCACCAGGACAUCUAUAGCACUGUUAGAACAUCCAAGGGUCUUCCAUCCAGGGCAGCAUGUGCACAUUGUUUCACAGAAAACGUGUUGAAGUGCCCAACUCGUGGGAUAUGCACCAGUACUAGAAACUGUAGAUUUCAUAACUGUCCUCAAAAACUGUAUGCUCCUUGUCCAAAUGGGAUUUGUGAAGGCGUCCGUGAUGAAAUAGUCAAACAUCACAGGUUUUCGGGACCAUCAUGGAAGAAUACGAACGCCGACAAAUGGAGCACCAUUCCCUGGGAGAUAGGCAAGUGUUUCCUGCCCCCUGAUGGCUACAAGACCGUGUCCUCCAUCAAAGACAGUGACUUUAACGGAGUGAUCAGCGUCAUGAUGAAUUGCGAGGAUUUCCAGAACAAACUGUCGUUUAACGUUGCGACACAGCAAAAUUUAUUAACAGAGGUUCGGGACAUUGGUCGACGCGUACGCCUAUCCAAUGACCAGAGGGUCAAGGACACACAACUAGUGUACUUGCUGUUCAAGCUACGCACCCUGCUGGAGGAUAAGACUGAACUAAUAAACCAACCCGAGGCACAACGCGCUGUGGAACAGCUUAAGAAGCUGGAAUUAGACGAUUUUAAGAUCAGUGCUGAGAACAAAGGGGAGAUAUUGAAGGAAGAAGUUGAUAAUCAGAUACCAACGGAAGCUAACAGAUUGGAUGAAAACAAACUUGGCAUGAUUGUUAAAGCUUUAGGAGAGGGCCAUGAAGAAGUACAAAGAAUUCGAGCAAUGGUUGUUGGCAUGUUUUCUGUUGGAAAAACUUCCCUUGUCAAUAACCUCAUUGACACUUCAAAGAAUAUUAGACCACCACAUGAUAAUAUUGAACAAUAUCCACAAAGUACUGUGGGCAUUGAUGUACAUUUGUGUAAGAUUGAAAAUGAAAAGUGGAAAAAGCUGGCCUUUAUGCCUAAACGAAAUAUUAGACGUAGGAUUGAAAAUAGUAUUGAAAAGCAAGAAGAAACGCAGGAGGAAACGAUGGAUGUUCUUUCUCCUGGCAAUGUUCCAGAUCACAUUGAGAAGGUGAAGAAAUAUAUUGAACAAGAUGACAUAGAAUACAGAAAAGAAAUUGCUAAAAUUGCUCAUACCACAGCUCAUGAAGGAAUUAAAGCAGAAACAGACACCCAUGAAAACCCACCACUUGUUUCAGUAUGGGACUUUGCGGGGCAGAAUUUGUAUUAUUCAACUCACCACUUUUUCUUCAACAAGCGGUCAAUUUACCUUUUGGUUAUGAAUAUGACAAAAGAGUUAGAUGAUGUUGUUGAAGAAAGUAAAUCAGUGGCUGGUCUGGUUCAUGAACACUUCACCUCCCUGGAUAUAUUUAAAUUCUGGCUGAACUCAAUCAAUAUGUACAGCUCAAUCCGUGAUCAAGAACAAGAAUGUAAACCAACCGUGAUCUUGAUAGGCACUCACAGAGAUCAAAUGAAAGGCUCAGAAGAACAUAAAGAAGAUAGAAUGCAUGCCUUCUUUAAUAAAGCCUUGAAUCACUUUCCUGACAGCAGUAUUUUGAGGCAUGUUCAUUGUACAAAAUUUCUCGUGAACAAUCUAGAUGCAAAAAAUCCAGUUUUUGAUGAAAUUAGAAAUGAAGUCAAAAAGCUUGCUGAAGUCCAGCCGUAUUGGAAUGAAAAGUAUCCCCUAAAAUGGAUACAGCUUGAGAAAACCUUUGAGCAAAUGAGGGAGCAAGGAAAAGUAAUAGUAAAGUUGCGUGAUGUUGAAGCUGCGAACGGAGAGAAUCCAGAGCCUUUGGGCGGUGAUGAGCUGCAGUUGUUCUUGGAAAUGCAGCACAUGUAUGGGAACAUCCUUUACUUUGACUCAGAGGAAUUGAAAAACCAUGUGAUGUUGUCCCCAGAAUGGACCAUUGAAGCCUUCAAAUGCUUCAUCAGCCACAAAGAGAAACAUGUUCCACCAACGCUCGUUAAUGAGUGGGAAAGGUACAAAGAGUCUGCCAUAUUGGAACCGCAAUUGCUUAAAACAAUUUUGGAACACAGUGAUCCACAGAUCAAAGAAAAUGCUGAUGUUGUUGUUGAAUACAUGAAACACUUGGACAUUAUGGCCAAGCCAAUACAUUUAGAAGAUUACGAAGAACAGUAUGAAGAAGGACAAAAUGAUCACAACGGCUCUGUGGAUCCAAAUUACAGAGGUUCGAUUUGUACACCUCUCCAUUCAUGUUCAAACUUUCAUAUAUUGCCUUGCCUGCUCAACGCAAAGCCCGAAGGUAAUUUGGAAGAAAUGAAAAAUCCACCAAAUUGGCAUAACACAAAAGCAGUCUGUUUUGUUUUCAAAAACAAUUUUAUGCCUAGAUCUAUUUUUCACAGGCUACUGGCUGCUUGCAUUAGGAAUUGGGAAAUUGCAAAAUUGAAAGGGAAAAGACUGCUAUACAACGGAUUUGGAGUGUUUAAAGUAAAGCAGGCCCAGCUCAGAAUUUGGUACGAUGACCACAUCAUAUAUGCAAGGAUGUCAUUUAUGUCUAAGCAUAAGCACAAGAGGCAAGCAAUAGAUCCUGGUGUUUGUGGGGAUGUCAGACGUACUUUGUACAUGAACUUAAUGGCAAUCGUUAGCCAUUUGCCAAGAUCAAAUGACUUCACGAAGACAACACCAUUUGAAGAAUAUGUCCAGUGUCCUAAAUUGAAUAAACAUAAUUGUGGACUUUUCAGAGUGAACGAUCUUCUUCAAGAUGUAGAACUGAUCUGUGGUGAUGAUCAUGAAGAAAAUAUCCAGCACCAUACAAUGCAAAUUGACAAAUAUUGGUACAGCGAUAUUCUAACGAAAAUGAAAAAGGAGGAAACGACAUUCGAAGGUGUAAGUUUAGAUAUUGUUCCAACUAAUCAACACUUGAAUAAGAUUGCAUUAUGCUUGAGAAAAAACAAAGAGAUUUGGCUACUAGGCAUCGAGCUUGGAUUAAGGCAAGUUGAUAUGGAACGAAUAAGAAAAGACAACCCUGAUUCAAAAGUGGAAUUUAUAUUCCAUGUGCUCUCUGAAUGGAGACAAAAGAAGAAUGAAACACUCAAGAAACUGAAGCAGGCUUUUGGCGCUGUGAUGAAAAAUUCACCAGGAGACAUCUUUGAAAUGUUUGCAGCCCUUAAGGAGUAGACAAAAGGAUUACGACUACGUUUGGCAAACCAUUACCGAACCACUUUGGCCGACAUGCCGAUAUCUCCCAUUCUUGGAGAAAAGAACGCCAAACUCUGGAAAUUUUACGUGGCACCGAAAUUUUCAGAUGUUUUCUUAAAAAAAGAUCAGUUGCUCAGAAAUGUUUUCCUUGUUGAACAACCGGGCAAUGGCAAAUUCACAUUCUCCGUAAUGUGUGCCCUGGAUUGGACUCACCAAUAUUUACCAGCGGAGGAAAACGUCGGUAUUAAAACAAGCUUUGCCGACCCAGAAUUCUUCAAAGAGUUUGCAUUUUUGUUUCAUGUCACCCUACGAGAUUCAGGUAAAACGUGUGAUCUAGAAGAAAUGAUCAAGGAUCAACUUAUACGUAAAAGGAUGCCGAUGAUAGCGUCCGGCUAUUGCAGACGGUGCUGGAAAGUGAAACAUGUUUAAUCAUAGCUGACGGCCUCGACGAAUGGACCCAUCCGGAAAACGUAAACUGUACCUGCAAAACUGAGGAAAAAGUCAUUCCUUUCCGAAAUUCGGCCAACAAGGCCACACUCCUCACGACAACGCGUCCAUGGCGACUGUCACAGUUUAGAAUGCAGGAUUCAAAGGAUUCAGACACAAGGCAGCUCGUGGAAAAUAUUAUCAACAUUCUUAAUGGGGGAAAUGAGGAUGAACGAACAACAUGGGCUUUCAUGGAAAUGGCGUCAGAGAAGGAUCUUGUUGGCGCCGCACUGAAGUGGGCGCCUAUUAUGGAAUGGGAAUUUAUUUUAGUUAGUGGUAGGAGCGGUUUUUAAGUUGGUUGACAGUUGGGUUUUACUGUUAUUUUAUUAUGAUUAAAAAAUGCAAAUGGUUGGCGAUUGCAUAGGUGUUAAAAAUGCUAUUUAUGGUUGAAUAAAUAGUCAUCAAUUUAUCUUUAAACAUUAUUUCGGAAGAACGACAAAUAAGUUUAAUAACUGUUCCCAAUUCGUUUACGUUUUCCGAUUGGUUACAUUUUGUACCUGAAAUAUCAUGUGCCGGAAAUGUAUAAUGUGUGGACCGGUAAUUAUGUGAAUGGGAAUUUUUAUGUUUUAUGUUGUUUUGUUAUGUUUACUGCAUUGAUAAACCAUGAGGUAAUCUGUUUUCUUUAAUUUAAUCGAUAUUGGAAUUAAAUAUUCACCUAACUUUAUUUGUUAAUGUGUUGAAGGUGACAUUAGUUAAAUUUUAUUACGAUUGUCCCCGAGUUGUAACACAUACCGGAUGUUGCUAUUUUUAGAACCAGAAGGUAUUUCCCGGCCCGCUAUUCAUAGGUCAAUAAUGGAAUUUCUACAUCGUAGUACUAGUAGUUGGAAACUCGGGUGAUGAUUUUUUCAUGAAUAUACGUUUAAAAUAAGUAAACAAUAAAAGUGCACACUGACAGUUGAUUACGAUACACCUAACAAUUUGAGUCAUUACAGUAAAACAUGGAUUAUAAGUGAAUUAUACGCGUAAGAAAAGAUUUUCUGUCGAAAAAACGAAUGUCAACAAUCAGCAUGGAACUGGGAUAUUCGUACCGAAGGGCUAUGUAUGUAAGUAUCCUUGAAUAGUGUUGUACGUUGAUGUGUUCAAAAAUGUUUGUUUUUUAAUUUAUCUUUGGAAUUCUUAAAUCAUUUUUAUUUGGUAAAUGUUAAGACAGCGUGUUAACAUUUUUACAUACAUGUACUAUAAAUAUGCAUGUUACAUACUACAUCUACUUAUACACCAGUCAAUUGUACCCCCCCCCCCCCAGGUCGGGGGUAUAC
Messenger RNA from Mya arenaria, 5225 nucleotides. RefSeq lists its product as uncharacterized. Lineage: Eukaryota; Metazoa; Mollusca; Bivalvia; Myida; Myidae. The transcript is spliced from 7 exons. Gene Ontology annotation, biological process: signal transduction. Gene Ontology annotation, molecular function: protein binding. The record is from RefSeq and is a predicted model, not a curated record. Bases 220 to 3462 code for a protein of 1080 amino acids.